Molecule: messenger RNA, 579 nt
Organism: Miscanthus lutarioriparius
Lineage: Eukaryota; Viridiplantae; Streptophyta; Magnoliopsida; Poales; Poaceae
Source: the annotation of a GenBank genome assembly
AUGGCCACCGCCACCACCUCCCCGCUCUUCUCCCUCUCCUCCCUCUGCGCCUCCCUCCCUUCCCCCACCCGGAUCCCCACGUCUCUCUCGCUCCGUGCCCUCUCCCCACGUGCCCGUCUCUCUGUCUCCCUCCCUUUCGUCUCCCCACUCGGCGGUUACGGGACCUGGGCGGCGACUUCAACAUCGUCCGCCGGAAGGUUGAGACGGCGGGGGCUGGAGGUGGUGUGCGAGGCCACGACAGGGCGGCGGCCGGACUCGGUCAAGAAGAGGGAGCGCCAGAACGACAAGCACCGCAUCCGCAAUCACGCGCGCAAGGCCGAGAUGCGCACCAGGAUGAAAAAGGUCUUAAGAGCUCUUGAAAAGCUUAGGAAGAAACCUGAUGCCCAGCCUGAAGAAAUAAUUGAAAUAGAGAAACUGAUCUCUGAGGCAUACAAAGCCAUCGACAAGACAGUGAAGGUUGGUGCCAUGCAUAGGAACACCGGGAACCAUCGUAAGUCUCGACUGGCGAGGAGGAAGAAGGCCAUCGAGAUACUCCGUGGUUGGUAUGUUCCAAAUGCUGAACCUGUCGCUGCCACCUAG